Molecule: messenger RNA, 2754 nt
Organism: Brassica napus (rape)
Lineage: Eukaryota; Viridiplantae; Streptophyta; Magnoliopsida; Brassicales; Brassicaceae
Product: expansin-A15-like
Exons: 6
Coding region: 1360-2238 (292 amino acids)
Biological process (GO): plant-type cell wall organization
Cellular component (GO): extracellular region
Source: RefSeq, a predicted model, not a curated record
AAGAAAAAGCUUACAAAAGCCUAAUGGCAAUAGUUUAAGAGCCUAGCCCAGUGGAAACUCAUACAGUAAAACCCAUUAGUAAACCCAUAGCUUUAAGAAAGUGAAGAGGCAGCGUUAAAAAUCGAGCAAGGUCUUAUGACCCACAUCCUUCCCUUCCCCGGACUCCGUGAGUUGAUCAGAAACCAGCUAGCGGACCCAUAACUGCAUCAUGGCUGAGGAGAUCUUGGGGUCCAAUAGAGCGCCGCUUGCCACGCAAGGAGUGACAGAGAAGUAGCCGGGUUUGGAGUGGCCAAGGAGAUCAUUUGUGCCAGCGAGCAUUCCCAAUUUCGAGACGGUCUGAUCCUACAUCUCCCAGCGAUCAUAGUCAAUAGUUGAAAGGUGAAGUUGCAUUCCCAGAAUAGAUGAUCCCUUGAUUCUGCCGCUGUGUUGCAUAGGAGACAGGUAUGAGACACCUGCAAUCCCCAUCCGAUCAUUCUAUCUCUCGUGGGUAGUCGAUUUUGUACUAUCAUCCACGUGUGGAAGCUGUGUCGCGGGAUUCUCCGUUUUGGCCAGACAACUUGAGCCCAUCUCACUUCUUCUAUCCUUCCUCUGAGUGAUAAAGGAGAGAACUUGAAGUUGGGCAUCUGUACGCGCUUGGGGAAGCUGCCAGACGCCAUUACAAUGAAGUGAGGCCAGUGUUGCUGUCUUUGGGAUUCCUAAUCGAGAAUUCCCACCAGCUAAGUACUCCUGCAACAUCCCAAAAGGACUCCAAUUAUCUAUCCAGAAUCUCACACAUUCUCCAUUCUCCAUUACAAACUUUAAAAACAAAUUUCAAAUACAUCUGUAGAAAUCAUCACACGAAAGAAAAGAAUCCUACCUUUUUGUUGCUUUGGUGGUAGAAUCAAACUUUGUAAAACUUAAGCAUUGGUGAAAUUUUUUUGAAGUAUGUCAAAAUUUGAAAUUUAAAUUUAGUAGAUAAGCAAAAGUAAUUUAAUGCAGUAGUGGAACGUACGUGUAGAACAGAUGAGCAAGCAAACAAAUUUAAUUAACAAAACAUUGAAUGAUAUUUAAUAGACAAUAACUACCAAAUUUAAAGUAACCAACCUUCAUUAUAUAUUCGGAUACAACACAAAAAAACAUCAAGGCAAACGUCCCCAAAACCUUCACAAUACACCAACAUUUUCUUCACAGAUUCUUCUGAAAUCACACGUAUAACAUCCAAAAAUUCUUGUUCCUGUUUGUAUAAAAUAUAAUAAAAGAAUAUUUUUUGUUGAUAAAUUUUUUUUCUUUUAAAUAAGAAAAUAAACUAGGAAGAGUUGAUGAAAGUUAAAGCAGUAAAUAAGGUUAAAGUGGUAAAUGAAAGGUCAAAACAUUCUAUAAAUGCCACUCCAACCAUCAACCUUCUUCUUCACUCCCAUCAAAGCAACUACCUCUCUCUCCUUCACUUCACAUUCCAUUUUCCCACUCUCCAAAAAGCUCUGCACUUUCUCAAACAGAAUGUUCAUGGGAAAAAUGAGUCUUUUGGGGAUUUUCCUGUUGGGUUUUGCUGCAAUGGCGUCCUCUGUUCAUGGGUACGACGCUGGGUGGGUCAAUGCUCAUGCCACUUUCUACGGUGGAAGUGAUGCUUCUGGAACAAUGGGUGGCGCUUGUGGGUACGGGAACCUUUACAGCCAAGGUUACGGAACCAACACGGCAGCGUUAAGCACCGCACUGUUCAACAACGGUCUUAGCUGCGGCGCGUGUUUCGAGAUCAAGUGCCAGAGCGACGGCGCGUGGUGUUUACCUGGUGCAAUUGUUGUUACAGCAACAAACUUCUGUCCUCCCAACAACGCUCUGCCUAAUACCGCAGGUGGUUGGUGUAACCCGCCGCUUCACCACUUUGAUCUCUCUCAGCCUAUCUUCCAACGCAUUGCUCAUUACAAAGCUGGUGUUGUCCCUGUUUCUUACAGAAGGGUUCCGUGUAAGAGAAGGGGAGGUAUAAGGUUCACAAUCAACGGCCACUCUUACUUCAACCUUGUCUUGGUCACUAAUGUCGGCGGUGCUGGAGAUGUUCGCUCUGUGGCGGUUAAAGGUUCAAGAACAAAGUGGCAGCCAAUGUCGAGGAACUGGGGGCAAAACUGGCAAAGCAACAAUCUUCUUAAUGGUCAAGCUUUGUCCUUUAAGGUUACUGCUAGUGAUGGUCAAACCGUUGUCUCCAACAACGUUGCUCCGGCUAGCUGGUCCUUUGGACAAACCUUCACCGGCCGUCAAUUCCGUUAAAAGUUGUGUCAGAAGUUCGGUUUAUGUAGUUUUAGGGUUUGUGUAGUGUCAAGGACAGAGGAUAGAAUGAGUUUGGGAGAAAGAGGGUUUAAGGCUCUGUUAGGGUUUUAAUUGGAGAGCCAUUAAACUUCUUCUUUCAACUCUAAGGGUAAAAUGGUGAAAAGGGCUUGUUUUAUGAGGGCUCUUUUGUCAUUUUAUGAACUAGGGUUAUAGUGAGUAUUGAGUAGUGUGGUGUGUGCGUCUUUUAGCAAAGGGACCUCUAUGAAAUGGCUUCCUUUGUUUUUAUCUACUUUUUUUUACCUUCUGUCUUUUGGUUUGAAAAGCAGAAGUGGGUAGGGGCAGAGGAGGAACUUCACCACCCGCCAUGUGUUUUUCUUUUUCUUUUGGGUUGUGUUUUGUUGUUGUUAUGAAGUUUUAAUGUAAGGGCUGCUUAAUCAGCAUACUUAUGGGCUUGAUAAAUGUUAUGUUACCAAGUAUGAACUUUAUGUUGUUCAUGUGAUAUCAUUUUCUAAAACU